Molecule: messenger RNA, 1240 nt
Organism: Linum trigynum
Lineage: Eukaryota; Viridiplantae; Streptophyta; Magnoliopsida; Malpighiales; Linaceae
Source: the annotation of a GenBank genome assembly
CAAGAUCUCUGCAGAGGCGCCUGCCGAAAUGAUGGAACGACUCAUCGCGCUCCUAAGAGAAUUCGCCGAGCUAUUUGCGUGGAGCGCGUUGGAAAUGCCGGGCGUCCAACCCGAAACGGCCGUUCACAGGCUGGCGUUCGAGGAAGGCAGGCGCCCCGUGCAGCAAAAGCGCAGGAACCUAUUGCCAGAAAAGGAGGCGGCGCUCAGGGUCGAGGUGGACAAGCUGAUGGGUGCUAACUUGGUCGAAGAAACUUCUUAUGUUACUUGGUUGUCGAAUGUGGUCUUUGUGCCAAAGCCGUCGGGCGACUGGAGGAUGUGUGUGGAUCACACAAGCCUCAACAGGGCAUGCCCAACAGACGCCUACCCAAUGCCCCGGAUAGACUUGCUGGUGGACUCCACGGCAUACAACGAGAUGUUGAGCUUUGUAGACAUGUUUUCUGGAUAUCAUCAAAUCCCCAUGGCAGAGGAAGACCGGCCCAAAACAGCUUUAAUGACACCUUUUGGAAACUUCUGCUAUCGGGUCAUGGCCUUCGGGCUAAAAAACGCGGGCGCCACGUAUCAAAAGAUGGUCAACAACGUCUUCCGGCAGCAAAUCGGCCGAAAUGUGGAGGCCUACGUGGACAACCUCAUAGUCAAAAGCAGGAAACGAGAAGACCACAUCGAAGAUUUGCGAGAGACGUUCCAGGCCAUGAGAGCGCAUAGGCUUCAUCUGAACCCCCUCAAAUGUGUGUUCGGCGUCGAAGAGGGAAAGUUUCUGGGAUUCAUGAUCACCAAAACAGGUAUAGAAGCCAACCCAAAGCAGGUAGACGCCAUCCUCAAGCUGACUCCCCCGAAGACGCCCAAAGAGGUGCAAGGCCUAGCGGGCAGGCUGGCAGCGCUGGGGCGCUUUAUCCCCCGAUCCGCCGACAAGGCCGCUCCCUUUUUUUGAACGCUCAAGAAGGCCGCGCGUUUCCAAUGGACCACUGAGUGUGACGGGGCGUUUGAAGAAUUGAAGCAGCUCUUAAGCGCCCCAACCGUAAUGACGGCGCCUAAAGAAGGAGAACCUCUAUACCUUUACAUUGCUGUGUCAGAGGUCUCGGUAAGUGCAGUGCUUGUCACAAGAGAAACCCACUCUGGAGAAGACAAGCCAGUGUACUAUGUCAGUCGCACCAUGGUUUCCCACGAAAGGCGGUACGCGCCCAUCGAGAAGGCUGCACUGGCAGUAGUGAUGGCCGCAACCAAAUUAAGACCUUAUUUUCAG